This is a messenger RNA of Leucoraja erinaceus (little skate), 5268 nucleotides long. Its product is annotated as zinc finger protein 850-like. Gene Ontology annotation, molecular function: DNA-binding transcription repressor activity, RNA polymerase II-specific. The record is from RefSeq and is a predicted model, not a curated record. NCBI's taxonomy places the organism in Eukaryota, Metazoa, Chordata, Chondrichthyes, Rajiformes, Rajidae. The coding region runs from base 220 to 2454 and encodes 744 amino acids. Gene Ontology annotation, biological process: negative regulation of transcription by RNA polymerase II. The transcript has 3 exons.
CUGCCAACACUGGCCGGGUCUUCCUGACAACCAGGCGGCCGGGAUGCACCAGGACCAUUAUCUGGACAGUGAGUCGCCCAGCGCGGCGGGGAAGGGUUUAGGAGCCAUUGCUGUGGACGGAGAGACGGGGACGUGAGCGGCCAUUGAGGGUGGCCAGGGUGCCGGUGAGCCUCCCCAUCUGCUCGGUGUGCUGGCUGAGCUUCGAGGGGCUGAGCUUUGAUGGAGGACCACAUAACGGGGCACAACAAGGAGAAGUGUCAUGAGUGUGACGUGUGUGGCAAGGUCUGGCAGACCCCGAGCAAGCUGGAGAUCCACCGGCGGGUGCACACGGGAGAACGUCCCUUCGAGUGCUUGGAGUGCGGCAAGAGCUUCACCCGCCAUGACUGCUUGCUGCAGCACCGCCGCGCGCACUCUGGUGAGAGGCCCUUCACCUGCUCCGAAUGCGGCGAAAGCUUCAAGCGGGCAUAUGACGUGAAGAUCCACCGGCGAGAGCACACGGGCGAGAAGCCCUUCGGCUGCUUCACCUGCGGCAAGCGCUUUGCCCAGUUGUCGGGGCUGCGGGUGCAUCGGCGGGUGCACAGCAGUGAGCGGCCCUUCACCUGCCCCGACUGUGGCAAGAGCUUCAAGUCGUCCACGGAACUGAAGGUGCACAGGCGCCUGCACACCGGAGAGCGGCCCUGCACUUGCAACGACUGUGGCAAGAGCUUCACCUGCUCCACCAGGCUGCUGGAACACCAGCGCACCCACACCGGCGAGCGCCCCCCCUACCCCUGUGCCCACUGCAGCAAGGGCUUCUCACACUCCACCAGCCUGCUGUCUCACCAGCGGGAGCACACCGGCGACCAUCCCUUUGGCUGCUCCGACUGCGACAAGAGCUUCAAGAGGGCGCAAUACCUGAAGAUGCACCGGCGAGUGCACACGGGCGAGAAGCCCUAUGGCUGCUCCACCUGCGGCAUGAACUUUCCCUUGUUGUCGGGGCUACAAAGACACCAGCGGGUACACAGCAGUGAGCGGCCCUUCACCUGCUCCGACUGCGGCAAAGGCUACAAGUCGCCCAUGCACCUGAAGGUGCACAGGCGCCUGCACACUGGGGAGCGGCCCUACACCUGCAGCGACUGCAGCAAGAGCUUCAGCAGCUCCAGCAGCCUGAUCCACCGGCGGGUGCACACAGGAGAACGCCCCUUCAACUGCUCGGAAUGCGGCAAGAGCUUUACCCGCUACGACCGCCUGCAACAGCACUACCCCGUGCACUCCAGCGAGAAGCCCUUCACCUGCUCUGACUGCGGCAAGAGCUUCAAGACGGCGCAACACCUGUACUCCCACCGGCAGGUGCACAUGGACGAGAAGCCCCAUAGCUGCUCCAUCUGUGGCAAGAGCUUUACCCGGUUGUCGGUGCUACGGCGGCACCGGCAGGUGCACACGGGCGAGAAGCCCCAUGGCUGCUCCACCUGUGGUAAGAGCUUUGCCCGGUUGCAUGGGCUGCGGAAUCACCAGCGGGUGCACAGCAGUGAGCGGCCCUUCACCUGCUCUGACUGCGACAAAGGCUUCAAGUCGUUGUCGGUCCUGAAGGAGCACAGGCGCGUGCACACCGGGGAGCGCCCCUACACCUGCAGCGACUGCGGCACGAGCUUCACCCGCUCCAGCAGCCUGGUGGACCACCAGCGCACCCACACCGGGGAGCAGCCCUACACCUGCACCCUGUGCGGCAAGAGCUUCACCCAUUCCAACAGCCUGCUAGUGCACCAGCGCACCCAUACCGGCGAGCGCCCCUACACCUGUGCCCAGUGCGGCAAGGGCUUCACCUGCUCCAGCAGCCUGCGGUACCACCAGCGGAUCCACACCGGAGAGCGCCCUUACACCUGCGCCCAGUGCGGCAAGGGCUUUACCUGCUCCAGCAGCAUGCUGUACCACCAGCGCAUCCACACCGUCGAGCGCCCCUACACCUGUGCCGAGUGCGGCAAGGGCUUCACUCAGUCCAGCAACCUGCUGCUGCACCAGCGCACCCACACCGGCGAGCGUCCCUACACUUGCGCCCAGUGCGGCAAGGGCUUCAUCUCCUCCAGCAAACUGAUGAAGCACCAGCGCACCCACACCGGCGAGCGUCCCUACACCUGCGCCCAGUGCGACAAGAGCUACACCUCCUCCAGCAACCUGAUCAAGCACAAGCGCACCCACACCGGCGAGCGCCCCUACAUCUGCAUCCAAUGCGGCAAGGGCUUCAUCUGCUCCGCCCAUCUGCGGUCCCACCAGCGGGUGCACGCCGGCGACCGUCCCGUCCCCAGCCCGGUGUGUGGAGAGCGCUUUGCCACGGCCACCCACGCCCUGUCUCACCAGCGCGUGCACACCAGUGGCCAGCCUUACGACUGCCCGUACUGCGGUGAGGAGUUUGACAGCUUGCGGGGGUUGCGGCAGCACCGGAGGACCCACGCCGGCGAGCAGCUGCUCCCACCGUGAUAAGAGAGCAUGGGGGCUGCGGGAGCACCAGCGGAUACACACCAGAGAGAGACCCUUUGUGUGCGCUGUAUGUGGCAAGGGUUUCAUCCACAUGUCCUGCCUGUGGCAGCACUGGCGUACCCACACCUGCCCGUCCUGUGGCAAGGCCUUUGCCCGCUCCUCCAGCCUGCUGGCACACCACCACAUGGAUAGGUGCUGUUUAGCUAGACACAAAAUGCUGGAAGGAAUGGGUAAUGUUUCAGGGUCGAGACCCUUCUUCAGUGUGAACACGAAACGUCACCCAUUCCUUCUCUCCAGAGUUGCUGCCUGUCCCACUGAGUUACUCCAGCACUUUGUGUUAGCCAUAGAGUGAUACAGUGUGGAAACAGGCCCUUCGGCCCAACUUGCCCACACCAACCAACAUGUCCCAGCUACACGAGUCCCAUCUGCCUGUAUUUGGAUUUGCCCUAUCCAUGUAACUGUCGAACUGUUUCUUAAAGGUUGGGAUAGUCACAGCCUCAACUACCUUCUGUGACAGCUUGUUCCAUACUCCCACCAACCUCUGUGUGAAAAAGUUACCUCUCAGUUUCCUAUUAAAUCUUUUCCCCUUCACCUUGAACCCAUGUCCUCUGGUCCUUGAUUCCCCGGGGUAUGGGGAGAAGGCAGGAACGGGGUACUGAUUGUGGAUGAUCAGCCAUGAUCACAUUGAAUGGUGGUGCUGUUUCAAAGGGCCGAAUAGCCUACUUCUGCACCUAUUGUCUCUUGUCUAAUUACUAUUGUAUCAGGACUGGCCGUGUAUUUCCUCCUACACUUGCGCUCGGUCCUCCAAGGCCUUCUGGAUCUCCCGGUUGCCAACCAUUUCAACUCCCCUUCCCCCUCCCACACUGAUCUUUUUGUCCUGGGCCUCCUCCAUUGCCACAGUGAGGUGACACGCAAACUGGAAGAACAGCACCUCAUAGCUUACAGCCCAAUGACAUGAACAUUGAAUUCUCCAAAUUAAGGAGACUCCCCCCUCCUAAUCAAGUCCUGGAGUCUGUCCCGACCCCAUCUCUUUUUUCCAGCUUUCUCCCCCGACUCCAUCAGUCCAAAGAAGGGUCCAGACCCGACACGUCGCCUGUCCAUUCCCCUCCAAAGUGCCGGUAGAACUCAGCAGGUCAGCCAUCCGUGGUGGGAAACGGAUGGAGAAGUGUUCCUAUUACAAGCUCUCCUUGGCCCUGUCAAGAAUGCGGUGUCCAUUCUUGGGGUGGGAUGCAAGGUCCGAGCUGACCAGUCAUCGACAGCCCCCCUUCCCUUCCCUCGUGGGCCAUCUCUUUGUCAUUCCUCUGUCUUCUGCUUGCUGGAUGACAAGCAGAACCAUCUUGGCUUAACAGUAGAUGUAUCUUCUUCCUUUUGGCCUUUCGUUUCUGCAGGUAUUUACAGCGGAAUCAAAACUACUUCCCUUAGGUCCUGAUCUUCCUUUUGUUUUAGUAAAGGUAGAACCUUUGACAGUUGCGAUUGGUUUAGGAUCUUGAAUAGCAUAGCAUAAAUUUGACAUGAACCGUACUUCCUUUUCUAUGAAGUUCCCCAGAUCAGGAAGCUUGGCUCUCGAUUCUCAAUUUCCUCUAACAGACCAGCUUCAUCUUUUCUCUAAGUCUAUAGGGCAGUUUUAGAGUGAUCAUUUUCAUGUUUCUAACAGCAUUCAUUUCUUGCAUGUGGUCUAAGAGGGUAGUUUUUUCGUGUAGUAUCCCCUUCUCUGCCUCCGUCUGCACUGAGGCCUAAUGGCGGAGCUGGCGGCCUCCAACCUGUGACCGACCUCGAGGCUACAGAGGCAGAGCCAGCCAGGACUCACCAACAAGAGGCUGGCUGUCUUCCGGGCUAAGGCAGCAGUGGCCCGACUUGCUGGUGCGGCGUUCUGGCUUUCGGCGGCGGCCUGGAGCUGAUGCAGUGGGGCUCGGAGCUGAGACUGUGGGACCUGGAGCUGGGGCAGCAGCCCGGAGCGGAGACUGUGGGACCCGGAGCUGGGGCAGGGGCCCGGAGCGGAGACUGCGGGACCCAGAGCUGGGUCGGCUGCCCGGAACGGAGACUGUGGGACCCGGAGCUGGGGCAGGGGCCCGGAGCAGAGACUGCGGGACCCAGAGCUGGGGCGGCUGCCCGGAGCUGAUGCUGUGGCGGGUCGUCUCGGAGCGGAGACGGCGUUCCGGCUAGCGGCAGCGACAUCACCAUGGAGGUCCGUGGACUGGAGAACGGCAUCUCCGGCUUGGAUCAAUCGCCUCAGCGCAGAGGGAGAACAAGGAGGGAUGAGAUGGAGACUAAGACUUUGCCUCCAUCACAGUGAGGAUGUGCUUGGUGAACUCACUGUGGUGGAUGUUUAAUUUGUGUUUAUUGUAUGGUUUGUUAUUAUUGCUUCUGUGUAUGACUGCAGGCAACAUAAUUUCGUUCAGACCGAAAGGUCUGAAUGACAAUAAAGGAUCUAUCUAUCUAUCUAUCCGUACUUCUAAGAAAUAUCGGAAACUCCCGCAAUGCUUUUGCGUCUUCUGGCUGGAUAGCUGUACAAGCAUAGGCCUUCCUCAUGAGGAUGUCUUUGGAUCAUGGAAGUUUAAAGGGACUUUUAUGUAAUGUGUCAGCAGCGAGUGGAGACUGGAGGGUUCACCAGUGAACAAACGGGGAAGAUGAUUGAACUUUAUUACCUUCCAUCAGAAUGAGGAAUGUGGAUUCUGCUGUAGUGGAUGUUUAUGUUAAAUGUUAUUUUAUGUGGCUGUGUGUCUUGUUGCUUUUCACUUAGUAUGGCUGUACGGUAACUCAAAUAUUACUAUACCUUAAUUGGUGCAUGUGACAAUAAAUUCCAACUUGAACUUG